UUUUCUUCUUUCAUAUAUCUCUCCACUCCACUCUCCAUAACUCACAAGAACAAAAAAGAAUCAAAACAAAGGUGUGUUAUUAUUCUUAAUUUUUUUUUUUUUUUGUGUAGAUGAUGUUAGGGAAAAGAGGACGUCCACCGAUGAGGAGAACAACAAGCAUGACAGGGAUCACCUUUGAUUUAGGGACUGCCAGUGAACAAGAACCGCCUGAUUAUAAUCCUAAAGAUGAUAUGGUUGAUGACAUUAAGGGUGGAUAUGAUUAUCAUGAACAUGAAUAUGAUUCUGUGCCGUUGAUGGUGUCACCAAGAUACCAAAAGAGAGUUUCAGGUGAAGGUUUUAAAAGAGAGACGAGUAGUUUCUUGAGAAGUUGUGGUCUUUGUAACCGCAGGUUGGGUCCUGGACGAGACAUCUACAUGUACAGGGGUGAGACAGCAUUUUGUAGCAUGGAGUGUAGGGAAGAACAAAUGAAGGAAGACGAAAGAAAAGAUAAGUCCAAUAUUAAGCCUAAUUCAAGAAGUACAGCAAACCAUCACUCUGAAUUUCCCUCUGCUACUACCUCUGAAUCUUCCAGCAAUGGCAAAACCGUUGCAGCAGCUUGAAGGAAUGAAGAAGAGAAAGAAAAAGCUAUGUAAAUGAAAGAAAAUAGCCAUGAAGAGUUAAAAUGCAUGUACGUAUGCACAGGAUGUUAAGGUCUAUCUAUGCUUGUGUAAGGCACAAUGAUUUGGUUUUAGGGGUUGUGAGUUUUACUUAUACAUAUGUGGCUUCAGUGAUUUCCAAUGUACAUUGGAACUUGGAAGUGGACUAAAAAUUCGUAAAGAAAAAAAUGGAGCUGAAAAUAGUGUGAAUUUAUAAGUUUUAUGCUAAGAAAUGUGUUUCCUGGA
Molecule: messenger RNA, 881 nt
Organism: Lycium ferocissimum
Lineage: Eukaryota; Viridiplantae; Streptophyta; Magnoliopsida; Solanales; Solanaceae
Product: FCS-Like Zinc finger 5-like
Exons: 2
Coding region: 111-599 (162 amino acids)
Source: RefSeq, a predicted model, not a curated record